UUUAUUGAUUAAAUUAGAGCAGUGCUCUUUAAAAAGAAUUUUUUUUAAAGCCAUACAAGGAAUUGUUUUGUUUGUUGGUUAAAUUAUACCACUUAUCUACAACUAUGAGGCUGCUAGCCUGUGAGGAAAAAGCUGUUCCUAGAGCUUCUCCCAGAAUAGGUUCAAAGUGGGGCUUCCAGCCUUUCUGGAGGGCAAAUCCAGUUGGUGGUUUGGGAUUAUGAAUAUGUAAAGAGAUUUUUAACUUACACAGAAUGCAUUUUUGGGGAACUCAUGAAAAACUUUUAAAAGGUUGAUGGUUCAUUUAGAUUGAAAAAUUAUGGGUAAGCCACUCAGCAGGCCAGACUGUUUAAGGCAGAACCCCACCUGCCUGGGGAAGGGAGAGGAAGAGGAUGGCUAUAUAGAGGACUGCUAUGUUCCACAGCGGUCUAUAUAUGAUACAAUGAGGAUAAAUGAACAAAUUGACCAAGGGUCAAAGCUUAAUCAGACUUCAAAAAGCACCAUGGAAAAGAUGGAAGGAAGUACUAUGUCCAGCAAUGGUACGUUAGGAGCAGCAGCUAAUGUUUUUGAGUCUAGAGCACCAGAAGGCAAAAAGCUGGAUGAGAGAAUAAUAUUUGAUGCACUGAAACUAAGCAGUGAUGUGCAGAAGUUGGCACCUGUGCCGCCCAGAAGGCGACCAAAUACAGAACGCAAAGACAAUGUUAACAGGAGAUCAUGGAAGUCCUUCAUGCCACCCAAUUUCCCAGAAUUUGCAGAAAGAAUGGAAGCUUCUCUCAGUGAGGUUUCAGAAGCUGGUGCUUCAAAUCCUUCCUUGCAAGAAAAGAAGGAAUCCAGUUCUGCAUUAACAGAAAGUUCUGGUCAUUUGGACAACAGGGAACCUCAGUUAGAGUCAGUAACUCUGGAACAUGUGUCCAAAUCCAUAGGUAUUCCAGAAGUGCAGGAUAUGAAAAACUUAAGUGGAGACUGCCAAGACUUCAUAUUUCAGCAGCACAGUGAGAGCUCUCCUAAUGAAUUCCAGCCUCUAGAAUCAGAAGCUGCAGCAGCAAGUGGUAACACAGAUGUAAUGCAGGAACACAGAUUCUCAAGUGCAACCUGGCCCAGAGCCAUGAAAAGUUUGGCUAAGGGAGGCUUCAGUGAGAAGCAGCACCCCCUUGGGGACGCAGCUUGCACUGUGGAAAUGCCACCUCUCUCCCCUUGCCUGAGUGAAGAGCUGUUGGAUCCAGAAUUGCAUGUUCUCAUAACCCCCAGCCUGAGAGAGAAAACGGAGUCUGAACUAAAGUUUGAGGAGGAUGAGCGAUGGAUUAUGAUGGAGGCUGAGGAGGAAUGGGAGAAACUGUCAGAGAGAGAAAAGACUUUUCUAAUGGCAGAUGAGAAAAAGAACAGCCUGACAGAUAUUUUUGAAGACAGAGAACAAGCAAACACUGGAGCAGUGGUGGAGGAUGGGUCUGAUUGCUCAGCUGCUAUCUUGGAGAAUUUUGACCCCCUAGCUCUUGGUCAGAUUUGCUGCUCUGAUGACCUACAGCCACCUGAGAACCACUUGGCUUCUGUUCUCACGGAUACACCUCUUGAUUACAGUUGUAUUCUCAUAGGUGAGAAUGAUAUAGGUAAGCUGAAAAACAGAACUUCCCAGGAGCUGGAGGACCUUAUUUCCGAUUUAGAAUACACUGUUGGUCCUGUCAAUUCAGAGCAGCUCUCUGACACAGAUUCAGUGCAGAUGUUUCUUGAACUUGAAAAAGAAUGUUUAUGUGAAGAAGGAGGAACCCCUCUAGUUGAGCUGGAGAACCAAGCUUCUUCUGAAGGGCUGGCCCCACCCCAGGAUACAGAAAAUUCACUUGUAAUUAGUCACUUUUCAGGGGCUGCCUUAGAAAAGGAACACAUUAGCAUUUUAAAUGUAAGGGUGAAAGACGAUGAUACUGGAUUGGAUUGUGAAUAUUUUAAUGCCCUGGAUUCUUCUCAGGUGCCUAAUGCUGUGGAACUUAUUGCCCUUUCUGAUAACAUGAGGGACACUUCCACUGUUAGUGAGAAGUGUGAAAAAGUGCCUUUUAGCCCCAAGACUGCAGGGGAAUUUAGGUUCAGACACCCCGCUGAUCUGGAGUCACCAGGAAAGCUGGGCCCAGGAGGAUUGCCCAACUCUGACUGCAGGGUUUCUCAUGAAGAAAAUUUAUCAGCCUUUGAAGCUGAACUGGCCAAAGAAAAUGGCUGUUUGUUCCAGGUAGACUGCAGUCAAAUUGAGGGGAAUGUUGAGAGGGUCCCCCUCGGUUCUGCUUUUAGCUAUGAACUAGCAGAUAUUACCUCAGGAUCUGAAGUAGAGGUGUUAUCAUGUGGUUCACAUUUACCAACAGAUGAGAUUCAUUUGGAAAGUGAGAAAGGAGCUGUUAAUCAAGAAAAUAGUCUGACUUCCUUGGGAACUGUGGAACCUUGUGAAUUGUCCACAGAGAAAGUUUAUGAUGAGUCACAAGAGCUGGGUUAUGAAGCCCAGCUUUUGGAGGACCAAGCCCAAGCACAUUUUUAUGGAGACUUCCCAGAGCAGGUCUUCCAGGAUCUCCAGAGAAAGUCCCCAGAGUCAGAGAUUCUGAGUCUGCACCUGCUGGAUGGAGGACAGAGACAUAACAGUGAUGGAGAAGGUACUGUGAAUGACAUAAAGUCCAAGCUGAAUGUGGCAUCACUGAGUGAAGAUGAGACAGAAAUGAGAGAUUCAGAGUCAUUGCUGAAUAUCUUUCUGGGGGAACAAAUUACCAAGGCUAGUAAUACCGAACCAGUUUUGGAGGAAUGGAUACCCAUCCGAGAGAAACCUGCCCCAACUGCUGCAGUGUCCACUAUAGAAGAUGCCCUAGAUGCUGCAGUGCUUGCCCCAGAGGGAACUGCUGUAGCUGCUGUCACAGUGCCCUUUCCAGAUGAGGACAUGCCAGUUGCUUCAGUGGCCACCAUUGAGGCACAUGUCCCAGCUCUUGCAGUGCCUGCUUCUGAGGGGACUGCUCCAGCUGCUGCAGUACCCACCACAGGGGAGGACAUCCCAGAGGGCUCUGUCACCCCAGCUGCUGUAGUGCCUGCUCCAGAGGAGCCUGUUACCCCAGCUGUUAUAGUGCUCACCCCAAAGGAGUGCACAGCUCCAGCUGCUGCUGUGCCCACCCCAGAGGAGCCUGCAGCCCCAAUUGCUGCUGUGCCCACCCCAGAGGAGCCUGCAGCCCCAACUGCUGCCGUGCCCACCUCAGAGGAACCUGCAGUCCCAACUGCUGCAGUGCCCACCUCAAAGGAACCUGCAGCCCCAGCUGCUGCUGUGCCCACCCCAGAGGAGCCUGCCGCCCCAACUGCUGCAGUGCCUACCCUAGAGGAAGCUGCAGCCCUAACUGCUGCAAUGCCCACCCCAGAGGAAGCUGCAGCCCUAGCUGUUGCUGUGCCCACCCCAGAGGAGCCUGCUGCCCCAACUGCUGCAGUGCCUACCCCAGAGGAAGCUGCAGCCCUAACUGCUGCAGUGCCCACCCCAGAGGAAGCUGCAGUCCCAGCUGCUGCUGUGCCUACCUCAGAGGAGCCUGUAGCCCCAACUGCUACAAUGCCCACCCCAGAGGAACCUGCAGCCCCAACUGCUGCAAUGCCCAUCCCAGAGGAACCUACAGCCCCGGCUGCUGCUGUGCCCACCCCAGAAGAGCCUACAUCUUCAGCUGAUAGAGUGCCCACCCCACAGGAGUCUGCCACUGCAGCUGCUGCAAUGCCCACCCCAGAGGAAACUGCAGCCCCAGCUGCUUCAGUGCCCUCCCCAGAGGAAACUACAACCCCAGCUGCUGCAGUGCCCUCCCCAGAGGAACCUGCAUCCCCAGCUGCUGCAGUGCGCACCCCAGAGGAACAUGCAGGCUCAGUUGCUGGAGUGCCCACCCCAGAGGAACUUGCAACCCCAGCUGCUGCAGUGCCCACCUUAGAAGAACCUGCCACCACAGCUGAUAGAGUGCCCACCUCUGAGGAGCCUCCCACUCCAGCUGCUGCAGUGCCUGCUGUGGAAGAAGUGUUCCUUGCUGGUGUGCACUUCCUGGGAGAUACUGUCCACACUGAUUCAGUGCCUAUCUCAGAAGAAGGAACUCCUGUUCUAGAGGAUUCUUCCUCCACUGGAAUGUGGAUCAAGGAGGACCUUGAUUCUCCAGCAUUUGGAAUAAAAGAGGUGACUGGCACAGUGCUGCAUGGGAAAGUGCCUCUGGCUGCAAGUGAUGGAUUAAAUUCAAAUGAGGUAAUUGUUGCUCAUUUUGUUAGGGAAGAAUCUAGAGAGUAA
Molecule: messenger RNA, 4255 nt
Organism: Molossus molossus (Pallas's mastiff bat)
Lineage: Eukaryota; Metazoa; Chordata; Mammalia; Chiroptera; Molossidae
Product: KIAA0754 ortholog
Exons: 1
Coding region: 317-4255 (1312 amino acids)
Source: RefSeq, a predicted model, not a curated record